Molecule: messenger RNA, 1353 nt
Organism: Trichosurus vulpecula (common brushtail)
Lineage: Eukaryota; Metazoa; Chordata; Mammalia; Diprotodontia; Phalangeridae
Gene: DMRTC2
Product: DMRT like family C2
Exons: 10
Coding region: 1-1353 (450 amino acids)
Biological process (GO): regulation of transcription by RNA polymerase II; germ cell development; sex differentiation
Cellular component (GO): nucleus
Molecular function (GO): DNA-binding transcription factor activity, RNA polymerase II-specific; RNA polymerase II cis-regulatory region sequence-specific DNA binding
Source: RefSeq, a predicted model, not a curated record
AUGCCAGCCAUCCUCCUAGGUGACUGGGACACGCGCCCGUAUCCGGAGCUGGGAAGGUGCUGGUCUCUGUCACGCCCACUUAAGGUACCACGUUUCAGGAAGGGCAUUGACAAACUGAGUCGUGCCCAGAGGAGGGAAUCGAAACAGUUCGAGGAGGCUCACCUGCCGGAAAAUGAAGCUAAGAAUAUUUGCGCUACUCCUUCCAUGGCCUUAUUCUCCAUGGAGGCAGGGGGUGCACCUCAUGUCCAGAAUGGCCCUUUGGACACUAGAACUGGAGAUGGAGCCAUGCCCCCCACCAGCCAGCCUGUGAGUAGAGCCCCAACCUGUGCCCAUUGUUGCAACCAUGGUGUCACUGCAGCUGUUAAGGGCCACAAGCACCUGUGCCUCUUCCAGGAAUGUGAAUGUCACAAAUGCAUCCUCAUCUUGGAACGAAGGCGUGUCAUGGCUGCCCAAGUGGCCCUUCGGAGGCAGCAGGAGGCCCAACUGAAAAAACACCUGAGCCAGGGCCUGCUGAGAAAUGGGGUAGCUCCCCCGAAGAUUGCCAACUGUGGAAAAUGGGGGCCUGCCCACCCACAGGCACUUGCUGGGAAGGAGAAUAUGGGCCCCCAGCCUGAGGGGCCCCUCCAAGGAGCUCCCCAGACUCUGCUGACACCCCUUGAAAAGGAUAGCACCCCCCGGACCUUGCUGCUAAGUGGGCCAUUGGAUGCCGUGCCACUGUCUUGGCACACUGGGCCCUGGCACCCUGGGCCCUGGCUUUCCCCCAUCCUGUCAGUGUUCCCCCCACUUUGGUGUCAUCUGCUGUACCGGGAGCCUGGCAUCGCCCUGCACCCAUUCCCCGCUGAGAAAGUGGGAACUGGGGUGGGCUUUGACUUGGGCUCCUCCCUCCACUUGACCAACCACGGAGCCCUCCCAGUCUUCCCAGGACAGUGCCAGCUACUGAUGGCCCCCAUGACUGGGGAAGCCUCCAGGCUUCCCAGCCUGGCCCAGCCAUGCUCAGCGUUGAUUCUUGAGCCCUGUGGCCUCCCAGAACCCCUGCUGCUGCAGCCCCAGGCCCCAGGGGCCUCUACCCUGGCCUGGGCAUCAGCCUCAGAAGAGCACCGGCUGCAGCGGGAAGCCGCCGAGGCUUUGGUGGGCCUCAGGGACUCCUCGAAUUCCCCUCAGAAUCUGCUGCCUCCUGCUGGUCCCCUCACCCCUGCCCAGGGGUCCUUGCUCCACCCUGGCAGCCCCUCAGACCCCGCUACCCCAAAGGAAGGCAAGGAAGCUCAGGGCGAAGGGUCCUCGCUGCAGCCCAGCCCAGCCCCCUCGGUGGCCCUGCACCUUGGCCACAUCGGCUCCAUCUCCCUGCUGGGCUGA